AUGAGCACUCCACUUCCUCAAUAUAAGCUUAUUGCCAAGGUUCUUGUUUCCAGGAUGAGUAAAGUGUUGGAUGGUCUUAUCUUAGAAUCGCAGAACGCUUUUGUUGGUGGAAGGCAGAUUUUGGAUUCUGUUCUUAUUGCUGGGGAAUGUGUUGACUCUAGAUUAAGAAGCGGGGUUCCUGGCGUUUUGUGUAAGCUUGAUAUCGAGAAAGCUUAUGAUCAUGUUAAUUGGAAGUUUGUUUUAUAUCUUCUUCGGAGGAUGGGAUUUGGUGAUAGAUGGAUAAAAUGGAUUGACACUUGUAUCUCAUCAGUUAUGUUUUCUGUUCUUGUGAAUGGCUCUCCUGCGGGUUUUUUUGCUAGCUCACGUGGUCUGCGACAAGGUGAUCCAUUAUCUUCUUUUCUUUUUCUCAUCGUUAUGGAAGGUCUGACUAGAUUAAUGAGAAAAGCGGAAGAUUUGGGUUACAUUAGGGGGUUCAGAGUUGGCAGAGAUGUUGAUCAUCAGAUCCAGAUUUCCCAUCUUUUAUUUGCUGAUGAUACUUUGGUAUUUUGUGAUGCUGAUAUUUCUCAACUCAGAUAUCUGAGGUGCACUCUUGCUUGCUUCCAAGCAGUUUCUGGGCUUAAGAUUAAUGUCGGAAAGAGUGUGCUUGUUCCAGUGGGGGAUGUUCCAGAUAUUUCCUCCUUAGCUGCUGUUUUAGGAUAUGAGAAAAGAUUAGCAGGAUGGAAAAAGCAGUAUCUAUCUAAGGGUGGGAAAGUCACACUUAUAAAGAGUACUCUUUCAUCCCUUCCUACCUAUUUUUUAUCUUUGUUUCAAAUUCCAUGUUCUGUUGCUGAUAGAAUUGAAAAAAUUCAGAGGGAUUUUCUGUGGGGUGGAAGGGGAGAGGAGUUUAAGUAUCAUCUUGUUAAUUGGGAUCAAGUUUGCCAACCAUUGAGAUUCGGAGGGUUAGGCAUUCGAAAAAUUGUUCCUUUUAAUCGUGCUCUCUUAGGAAAGUGGUUAUGGCGAUUUGGAAGGGAACGACAUCAUCACUGGAGAAGAGUUGUCUCGUGUCGUUUUGGUGAGGGGAGUGGGGGUUGGUCAUCUCUUCCAGUCACUAUUACGGGAGGCGUUGGUUUGUGGAAAUUUAUUCGGAAGGGAUGGGAUGUUUUCUCUACUCUUAUUAGAUUCAAAGUUCGUAAUGGCAGGCAUGUUCGUUUUUGGGAGGAUCUUUGGUGUGGCGACCAGUUGCUUUCACACUCAUUUCCUAGGCUUUAUAGCAUUGCAACUAAUAAGCAUGUUUUCGUGAUUGAUUGUUAUCAUCUUGAUAACAAUGGAGUUACGUGGGAUGUGCGGUUUAGGCGGUCUUUUCAGGAUUGGGAAAUGGAGGAAGUUUAUGCUUUUUUGGAUAUUUUGUAUAGGCAGAAGGAUAUUGGCAGAGGGUGUGAUGAUAUUUUGUGGGUUCCUUUGGCUCAUGGUCGGUAUGAUGUCCGCUCUAUGUUUAUUCAUUUAUCCAAUUUCGUUGGUUCCGAGUUUCCUUGGAAGUCCGUGUGGUGUUCUAAAGCCCCUCUUCGAAUCGCGUUCUUCGUUUGGACAGCCACAUUGGGGAAGAUUUGA
Messenger RNA from Cornus florida, 1587 nucleotides. RefSeq lists its product as uncharacterized. The transcript is spliced from 2 exons. Lineage: Eukaryota; Viridiplantae; Streptophyta; Magnoliopsida; Cornales; Cornaceae. The record is from RefSeq and is a predicted model, not a curated record. The coding region runs from base 1 to 1587 and encodes 528 amino acids.